Messenger RNA from Blastomyces dermatitidis ER-3, 172 nucleotides. RefSeq lists its product as uncharacterized. The transcript is spliced from 2 exons. The annotation marks the transcript as partial. The record is from RefSeq and is a predicted model, not a curated record. NCBI's taxonomy places the organism in Eukaryota, Fungi, Ascomycota, Eurotiomycetes, Onygenales, Ajellomycetaceae.
UCAAAGAUCUCUGAAGUAAGAGUAGCAGACUUAAAAUAUGCAUUCUGUGCCAGAGAUCACAAAACUAGUGAGUAUAAAUGUGAAACAUGCUUAAAAAGAGAUGAAAUUUGUCAACAUACUCUGCUUAAGUGCUCUAAUUGUAAAGAAAAACAUGCAUCUAGCUCAAAAGAAU